Molecule: messenger RNA, 15866 nt
Organism: Paramuricea clavata
Lineage: Eukaryota; Metazoa; Cnidaria; Anthozoa; Malacalcyonacea; Plexauridae
Source: the annotation of a GenBank genome assembly
GCUGAAACUGAGGAAUUUUUUAUUGAUAAUCUAUGGAAUUCUUGGCAAUUGGAAGUAAAGACUAAAGAGACAACAUUACGAAACAUAAAGAAACAACAUAUUGUGACAAAUGACAUUAUGCUGCCGAAGUAUUUCAAAUAAACAUGAGCGCAGUUAUCACUUCAGUGUAUCGGAAUUCUCCUGGUAUUGGGUUGAUUUUGUUGGCAAUGUUGCAUGUUGUACUCGCAUACACACACUGGGUGAUCACUGAUCAAGGACGCAUUAGAUCAAAGGUGAGUUUAAUAGGUCAUCACAAUGCUCGUUUGUUUAUGGUGUGUAUAACUGUGUAUUUGUAUUUGCUUGACAUAUUUAACUAAAUUGACAACCUUUUAAACAUAGACUGAAAUGAGACUAUAGUCUGAAUAUUGGGGAAUUUCGUGUUGAGAUGUUAUAUAGCAAGGAAUUUAAGGAUGAAUCAAGCCAGAAACGUGAAACUUUUAAUUGCACCGCUAGAUGUCACAAUUAUUCGAGAGCCUAGCCUAGCGACGUUUUUGACAGCACCGACACCAACCGGAAGUGAAUCGAGCCGCUAUGGAUGGUUUUAAUAGGGAUGGCCACAGAUAGUCUUCUUUGAAAUCACAAACUUGAAACUUCAUUUGAAACUUCAAACUGUCAUCAUCACUUGCCAUCUGUUGUGGCUUCAGUUGAUUCACUUCUGCUUGGUGUCUGUGUUGUCCAAAAUAUCACUUACCCGAGCUCGGUGUUACUGUUUACCUUGCAAUUUUUGCUGUGAUAUUUAGGUUGCGAUUUUGGGUCUAUAGUGUACGGGGUAAAUAUCAGAUUUUGGGUGUUUCACUUGAUAUAACUAAUUGUUGUAGUAAUUUGUAGAUGGAAAUUUUGAAUGGAAAUUUUAUAUACAUUGAUUAGACCUAACCAAGGGCAGUUCUGAACUAUCUGUUUUCUGGCAGGAAUGGAACCUGCGGCCCUGCAAUUCUGGUGCACAGCUCUAACCAACUGAGAUAGUUGUCGAGCUCUAACCACAAAUUCAUGUAUAAAUACUAAGGUGAUGCCAUGUAUGGAUAAAUAUGGGGAUUUGGGGCAUUUCUGGUUAGGUCUAAUACAUGUGUAAAGAAUUCCACUAGAAAUUUUCAUUUAUAAAAUCCCUUCAACUAUAGUGUAGUGUGUGUGCUGUUAUCGGUGCAGAUUGAUAUGGUGAGAAGGGCAGGGUGCAGUUCAAGUGGAUGUCAUGGGGAGGGGGGAUCACAAAAAUACAAUGGAUGCAUCUGUGUAAAAUAAUGUGUGAUGUUUUCUAUAAAAAUAUGCAUCUACAUUACUACAUCCUUUGCAGUCGAGCUUGCAGCUUUCAUUUUAACCUUUAAAAUUGUCUAAAAAUAUACAGAGUCAACAAUAAAGUAGGGCGCAAUUGAAUUACAUUGAUUAAAAAUAUGAAUUCAUUAGGUGUGCACUAAAACUUGAUUCCGGCUGGUUGGUUCUGGCUGGAACUGAUAAAAAAGUGUGGCUGGAACUGGAUUAGAAUAAUGUAUAUAAUUAUAUAAUUUUCAUUUGCUGUCAUUGAAAAUUGACCAAAUAUUUGAACAAAUCACAUACCAUAGUUUACAUAUAGUACAUACAUUCAUACAUAACUUUAUUUAUAACUCUUGAAUUUACAGUGUACCGGUAGCUAAUUUUAGCUAAUAUGCAAUUGAGUUGGCAUCAAUGGCUGAUUUAAGUUAUAUACAAAGACAUACUAGCAUGGACAUCUAUUCCCACUUCUUAAAGUACAUACUGUAUGUCAUUCACAAAUUUAAGUGUAUACAGUACAUGCUACACCUGCCUGUCUGACAUGAGACGGUAUCCGGUCGUUUCGCCCCCAAGUUGUUAGAUGUCAAAGUUGUUUGGCCUCCAAAAACUUAUUGGAUACAGGGUUCGAAAUAAUUCUGAAAAAAUGGUUCGUGAAUUAAUUUUUUUAUUUUAAGGAAAUUUUAAGGAAUUUUCAAGGAAUUUUCUCUAAUUAGAAGUUAAAAAGUGGAAGCACUGCAAUUUUCAAAUAUAUAAUAUACAUCGCAAACUCGCAAAGAAAUAGAAUUUUGGGUGGAAUUAUAAUCGUUUUUAAGUACAAUCUAACAACAAUAUCUUCAGAAUAUAUUAUCCUUCAUCACAUUUACAAAGAACUGAAUUUAUUAUUGUAUAUUUUUAUCAAUUUAAGAGACUUUUGAUUCGUGAUUUUGAUCAAUGUCUAUGAAAUUGGGUUCGUGAAAAAUGAAAAUUGAUUCGUGAUUCACGAAUCACGAACCGUUAAUUCGAACCCUGGGAUAUUCGAUAAACUUUUUUAGCAAUAGCAAAAUAUUUGAAUUCAAACGCAAAGACGAGGGAAUAUAUUAUAUAUAUUACGUUCAAAUAGAAUAUAUAUUACGUUCAAAUAUAUGCAUUGCAAACUUUUCAUGCAUUUGUUUUUGUUUGAAACUUGAGGUUUUGUAAUUAAUUCUGACACCAGUUGUCUUUGCCAAAAAAAACGGCAAACGCGCAAAAAUUAAAAACCUAUAUUCACUAGUGUGUGCAUGCUUCAAACUUGUCAAAGCCAAAGCUGACAUUUCAAACGAAAACAAAAGCGUGAAAAGGUUUGACAAAGUCGGUAACGACUUGGGGCGCAUCGACCAUGAGACAAAGUAACAUGUAGCCAUAGAUAGUUUACCUGUCACAUUUCAGUUCAAAAAUAGAAUCAUACAGUACUUAGCUUUCAGUCAUGGAAAAUGUGUUUGGCCAGGUUUUUGUGUGGUAAAUUAUGUUUAACCCUUUCCACCUCUGUUUAGCCAACUCAGUUGCAGUAUGCUCUUAUGUGCCCUACUGUAUUAUUUCAUUUACUUGUCGAGGAGAAAGUCCUGGCGCUUGUGGUUAAUCAGCCCAGUUAACCCAUUGAGUUGCAUUGCACCCUAAUACACCCUGGGUGCACAACCAGCUGUACAGCCAUACAUUUACUAGUAUUUGGAGCACAUGUCCGGCACACAAAAAAGUCUCAUUCCAUACAGGCUAGUGGUGCUACUUUCAUUGUCUCCAGAUGACUGUACUCAUUAAAGGGCAAGCAUUAGCACUUAUUAAUAAUUCAUGUGCACCCCCACCCCGACAUUUAAAUGCUCAUUAGAUUAAACGACAGUAGUAUGAUUGAAAUAAGGAUUUCGAACUAAACAAGACUAAAAAUAAGGUUUUUGAACUUAAUUUGAACCAAAAAUCUCAAAAUCCUUCCUCCAACUUACUUCGCAGUAGUGACUGUGCCCCAGACCUCUGCUGCAGCUUGCUCGGCUGCACUGUGGCCCCUCGCUCAUACAUACACAAGUCCCUUCCUCUUAACUACUACUGCUGAACAUUGAGUUCUAAGCCACAAGUUCAUGUGUAAAUACUAAGGAGUUCUAACCACAAGUUCAUGUGUAAAUACUAAGGUGUUCUAACCACAAGUUCAUGUGUAAAUACUAAGGUGUUCUAACCACAAGUUCAUGUGUAAAUACUAAGGUGUUCUAACCACAAGUUCAUGUGUAAAUACUAAGGUGUUCUAACCACAAGUUCAUGUGUACAUACUAAGGUGUUCUAACCACAAGUUCGUGUGUAAAUACUAAGGUGUUCUAACCACAAGUUCAUGUGUAAAUACUAAGGUGUUCUAACCACAAGUUCAUGUGUAAGUAUACUAAGGUGUUCUAACCACAAGUUCAUGUGUAAAUACUAAGGUGUUCUAACCACAAGUUCAUGUGUAAAUACUAAGGUGUUCUAACCACAAGUUCAUGUGUAAAUACUAAGGUGUUCUAACCACAAGUUCAUGUGUAAAUACUAAGGUGUUCUAACCACAAGUUCAUGUGUAAAUACUAAGGUGUUUUAACCACAAGUUCAUGUGUAAAUACUAAGGUGUUCUAACCACAAGUUCAUGUGUAAAUACUAAGGUGUUCUAACCACAAGUUCAUGUGUACAGUACAUACUAAGGUGUUCUAACCACAAGUUCAUGUGUAAAUACUAAGGUGUUCUAACCACAAGUUCAUGUGUAAAUACUAAGGUGUUCUAACCACAAGUUCAUGUGUACAUACUAAGGUGUUCUAACCACAAGUUCAUGUGUAAAUACUAAGGUGUUCUAACCACAAGUUCAUGUGUACAUACUAAGGUGUUCUAACCACAAGUUCAUGUGUAAAUACUAAGGUAUUCUAACCACAAGUUCAUGUGUAAAUACUAAGGUGUUCUAACCACAAGUUCAUGAUUGUGUAAAUACUAAGGUAUUCUAACCACAAGUUCGUGUGUAAAUAUUAAGGUGUUCUAACCACAAGUUCAUCUGUAAAUACUAAGGUAUUCUAACCACAAGUUCGUUUGUAAAUACUGAAGUGACUCUAAAUAUGGGCACUGUAAAUAUCAAGAUUUUGGGCACCUCAAUCGAUGUAACGUGAAGGGAUUUCUAGGGAUAUAAGUGUAUAAUUAUAUAUAAGUCCAUUCGAGAUUUCCAUCUACAAAUCACUUCAAAUCAAGUAUGAUGUCAAAGGAUUGUUGUUGACUAAAACAAUACUUUUGUUGUUAGAUUUAUUCAGAAUUCCACCUGAGAAGACCAGAGAACCUCAUUAUAUUUAUAAGAACUGAAGAUGAUUUAAAACGUCUGAAACGUGUCAAAGAGGAAUUAUCCAAAGAAAAGAAAGUGUUAGAAGUGGAGCGAGAUGAAGAAAAAGUGGAUCUAGUCAUGAAAUACCAUAGUGAAGAUGAGGAUUGUUUACUGGCUGGAAAACCUUUAAAAAAUUUUGAUCUUAAAAUUAGUACAGUCAUUCCAUUUGAUACUCUGGGAAUAAGGUUGGUGGAUUUUUUUGUAGAAUGCAUUGUAUGCAUUUGAUAAAUGUUUUGCUUUAUGCACAAACACAUGGACAUUAUUUAUUUGGUAAAGUCAAAUUAGGAAUUGUGAGUCGUUCUUUUUGGAAUAAAGUGCAUGGAAUCUUUUAUAAUUGCAGUACAUGCAGUACAGUAUAUUCUGGUCUUUUUCCAUAUGGUCUUACGUACCGUUUUAAACCGAAAUCGCUGGAUAUAAGUCAUAUAUUGACCCGAGUUUGAUACAUGUACGGUGAUGUACGUCCAGUUACUAGUAUAAGUAAACAUGUGUAUGUAGUGACACACAUCCACAUUAUCCAACUCAAUCACGGUGUGGAGUUUGUGCUGGUGUGAGCACUGUACAAGAUUCAACUACGUAUAAUGCAGUACCCGAGAAAUAAAAAUAAUUUAUAAAUAUGGCAACAUUUGCAUAGCGGGACUGAAUCGUCGGGCUGGCUACGCCACUGAUUCUUCUUAUUUCUUCGAAACAAAGUACUUGAACUCUCAUUGUAUGAAAUGAUUUUCCACAUAGAUGUUUUAAAAAAUUGAAAUCUUGCUUAUCUUUUUCUGACAAACAGCCAUAUAUUUGAGAUCAGUGAGGCGGUUGAGGUCCACCCAUGACCAGGGUCUUAGCUAGGAUUUUAGAUCUUGGGCGUGUUUCUAAAUGGCCAAGGUGUGCACAUGCAUUUCAAUUACCUUGAAUAGCCAAAUUCACGGUUCUAGUUAUGGCUAGCCAACAACAGACAAUGCCUGUGCAUGGUUGUUCUAUGCUUUGGAACCAAAUACAAGACGAGCAUACGCUCAUAUUGUGCACUGACAUUAAAAUAUUAAGUUAUUUCAGCAACUCUUGGGGGUAUUUUAAAACCAUUGGGCAUUGUACAGUAACACCAUAUCCAUCAAAACAUUAAAACAUCGCGGAUCAGUUUUGCCAAUUUCAACAACUACAGUAGAUUUUACAAACUUUCUUACGACAUAAAUAUAGGAAGAAAUUAUGUCUGUUGUAAGCAGUAACACCUCAUUUUUUGAACCUACACGGCCGUAUAUAAAUAAUGAAGCCGCGUUCAUUUUAUCUAGCCGUGUCUCCAUUUUUGGCCAUGAUAACACGGCCAACACGGCCCUCUAGCUAAGACUCUGCCCAUGACACCACUUUAGACUUAACGAUUGUCUUUCCACGGCUGUAAAUAACUGAGCGGAAUUAAUUCCCUCGCAUCGGCUUACUCCCGGAACUGUACUUCGUGCCGAUGUCUUGGCGAUUAAUAUUGUAGCCCUUGUUGGCACAUUAUGAUAUGUUGCAUUCUUUAAAUUUCCCGGUUCACGUAUAUAGACAUUAGGGUCUUUUCUGGACCCGAUAUGUAGCUGAUGUUUUAAGAACGUGUUGGAGAAUGAUGGUUUUGAGGGCAAUUACAGCACUACUUAAUAGCAAAACUGAGAAGAAGAUUUGUUACUCUCCUAUUUCGCUUUUGCCAGCCUUGAACGAGGGCUUAUUAUAUUUCUGGAUUUAGGUAAUGACUCACUACAGAAAACAGUGAUCAAAUACUAAACUUGAUUAUAUUUGUUCGAUGAUUUUUAGAUACACUGAUUAUAUCGACUUUAAAAGUGAACUUCCUCACCAGUCUGUGCCGCCAUUUUGUGCCGCUGUUCUGCCAUUCAGCAUGAUUACCAUGGAGCACCUUGAGGGACUGGUGAAGAGAGACCAGAUAAAUAAUUAUUCUGAGAAAGAUUUGAAUAAACACAUUUUUGCGGAAUAUCAGUUAGAAAAUAUUGGACACAGAAUUAAAUAUUCUCUAGAAAAGGUAAGUGGCCGUGAAUAGUCUGACAGCUUGAACAAGACCAUAAAUCUACCAUAAAGACAGCUUAAAAAGCGACCUUUUCAACGACACAGAAGGUCCGUUAUAGAAGGCGUGUGAUGGUAUCCUCGUUCCCAGGGUUUCUCGGCUGCCUGCGUUGCCAUAAGCCCUGGGACAAGCCAAACCGGAACACCACAAAUUCUGGUGUUUUCCGGAAGUAAACGUGCUUUGCUGCAAGCUAAAAAUGCUGACCAUGCAUUAAUUUUUACUGACGAGUGGAGACGUGUUGGUGAGCAGAAAAUAUUGGAUUUUUCUUUUGUUUUGAUUUGAUGUGUUUUCCGCCAUCAAGGGAAUACGUGUAGACUACCUAAUGGAAUUAUACAUGUUGGGGUUUUAUAUUUCGUUAUACAUCGUUAAUAUUCGUCAAAAUACAAAUAUCAUAUUUUGGUCUCAUAUUUACAUGUAUGAUCUAAACAUGAUCGAGUCGAAAUGUGCUCGAAGUGAUUGCUGUGAUUCGAAACAUCAGUCAUCAUGAUUGGGUUCUUGUACAUAUGACCUGUUUCAACACGCGCUUGUAAAGUCACUUCAAAGACUGGACAAAGCCGGACUGGAAAUUAAAGAGAAGCAUACGAAGCUUUUAUCGUUUGUUGUAAGGAACAAGAGCGACACGUCUAAACAGACUAAACGGCGGUGUGUGUCUGUUUACUGUCUUUUACUGAGUUGCAACAGCAAUAAUAACAAUGAAUCACCUAACAUUUCAAGAUAAUAUAAAUUAUAGCAUAGAUGUUAUGCAUGUCUCAACGAUUUAUGGAUUUGAAUUGCUAUAGAUUUAAAUCCAUAUUAUGUAUACAAAAUCAUGCGUGCGUAAAUUUGAGCAAAAAAGCACAAGGUGUUUGGCUAUAUGACCACCCACCAUGUCUAUAUAUGAAAUAUGAAUAUUGAACACCGUUUUAUAUAGUACGUUUAAAACUUUAUUCCCAUGCCGGAUAAUACUGAAUUCUUUACCGAUUACAUGUGGGAAAUGAUGAAAAAUAAUAAUUAUGUGAAAUAAUUAGCCUAUGUAUAAUAUGUCUUUGACCAUGAAUGUGACUAUGCUGCUUACAUCUGACAGUCAAAACUAUGUGCAUGACUGCAUGUUUGAGGGAAAUUUUUGUUUCCAGACUACAAUAUAACAACAAUAUUUCCUGCAUUCCAAUAUAUUUUCUACAUGAAAACACACCUUCUGUUUCAGAUAUAUGCCUUCUGUAUCAAUAUAUUACUAUACAUAUCCGUGUCAUUAAAAAUAUGAAAAUAAUUUUCGAGUUCAAUAUAGCUAGGCUUUAAACCAGAAUUAUUUCAUGAUUGACUCGGUUUUCUUUGAUGUACCGCGGGCUGUAUAUAGCAUAAUGCCCUUGAAUACCAUACAGCCCUAAUUAGUCAAGAAAUAAGCGAGAAAACUAGAAAAAUACUUGUCGAAAUCGAAAAAAAAAGAAUAAAACUUUGUUAGAAAACCUCUUCAAUCAUGAAAUAAGUCAGUUAAUUACCUCGAAUGUCGGGCUUUAUGCUAUAUAAAGCCCUCGAACGCUUCGCGUUCUCGGAACUGUACAGUAUAUAGCAUAAAGCCCUCCUUCUCGGUAAUUAACUCUUACUUUCAGAAUACAGUUUCCAAAGCGACUUUUAUGUCAUUUUUGUAAUGGGUUGUUUAAAAUCCAUUUUUACAAAGACGUGGUAGGGUGUCUCCUGGGUAGAAGCUUGCAUAUACAUAUACAAAUUUUCAGUUUUCUCAAUAAUAGUAGUUUAUUUAUAAUUUCAAUUCUUACAAGAUUUGCAAUAAGUCAACAGAAUAAGUAUUUUAUUGUUGACAGGAAACUGCGUAAAUCCAUGAUCUUCACAGAUACAGUCUCAUCCAAUAUGACACAGGAAUAUGAGACCCCCACCUCAGGCAUACCAGGGGCAUUCACUUAUUUGGUGUGUGAAAUUCAGUGAAGUCCCCUGCAGCCGGGACAAAAUGGCAAGGUAAAUUUCUCCGGUGCUGUCAUCUCCAUGUAUUCAACUGGAAUUUUUUCUUGAAAUUUCCCAAACCAUUCCUUUACUGUUCUGUAAAAGCCUUUCCUAGCCGACUGCUUUAUUUCAGCAUUAUUUUAUAUACAGCAGAUAAAACAAUAAGUGACCCCCCCCCCCAUGACCUCGCUCAUUCCCGACUUGGACACUGAAAGUAAGUGUCUUCCCUUUUUGCCAGGAAAUGAAAAAACAGUGAAUAAGAGGCGAUUGUCAUUGCAUUCAUUCCCCUGUGGUACUGUAUGCCAAAGGUGCAGGGAUUCAAAUGACUGGUGCAUUUGAAUAUGCUUAUUCACUGUAUUUCAUUAAAAGCUAUUAAAAUUACUCACUGAUAAUACAACUGAGAAAAUUCAUAAAUAGUAAAAUACACCUUGUACGUAUAGUAUAUAGGUUUAUAGUACAGUACACCUUCAUAAUGUGCUAUAUUUUAUAAUUCCAAUUGGCCAUUUAUAGGCCAAGUGACCAAUUGGCCAUUUAUAGGCCAAGUGACAAAUACCAGAAGCAUAAUAAAACGCAAUGCAUUACAGCAUUAAAACGUUACUAUCGUAAGUAAAUAUUUUAUAUUUACAUUGUGCUUCAAAUUUUACAAUUAUACUUGAGCACAAUGUUUCAAUAAAAGACAACUUUAUAAGAAAAUGUUAAAAAAAUGAAGAAAUUUUUAAUUAAUAGCUUCAUAGUUCUUCGAUAUUGUUGCUUACUUCUACUUUAUAAUUGUCCAUUUUGUUAUUUUGUUUCCUUCUGUUUGCAAAUUAUUUCCAUUAAUCCAUAGAAAACAAGCAUUGUACGUUUGUAUCUCUUCGUAGUUCGAAUGCGCACUCCAUGAAGGCAGCCAUAUUGCCGAAUGUAAACAUCCACGGAAGAGAUUAUUUCGCUGUCCUCAGAGUGACAAAACGUAACAAAGCAACGGUUUUACUAACACUAACCCUACUCCAAACACCAACUCUAACCAUAACCCUAAUCCUUGCCCUAAUCUUAACCUAACCCUACUCCAAAUUUGUUUCUAAACCAAUCUUGAAGAAAAAAGUUUCAACGAAAUGUCAUUCUGAGGUUAGCGAAAUAGUCGAUGCCAAAAUCCUCUUGAUGAAUAAACUUUUCAUAUUUAGCUAUAUUUCUAACGACCAAUCAAAUCACUUCUGCCUCGGCUUGUCCCAGGGCUUACGGCAACGCAGGCAGCCGAGAAGCCCUGGGAACGAGGAUGGCGUGAUGGCGACAAUCAUGCAUUCUUUGAAAUUUCUAUAUAAACGUGCAUGGAACAGCAUUGAGAAUUGCCGACACUAUCACUCGUCAUCUAUAAUGCCUGGUUCACACUGGUCGUAAGAAUCGGGGAUUUCCAUUGUCUUUGGUCAUUGGUGUGUAAAAUGGUUUGUCCGUCGGUAAAGGAUACAAUAGAUCGCCGAUGAAUUACGACCAGUGUGAACCAGGCUUAACGCCUCUAUUGACUUCCGAUUAUCGAUCAGAUGGAAAUGGUAGUAGACCUUGUUUAUUGCACUUAGCCCUUUCUGGCGUCGUUUUCAUGCGGAUUAUAUCCUCGCGUGUUCCCCCACACUAUAGUGUUAGCGAUAGGCCCGUGAUUGUUGUAAAGAUAGAUAGAGCGAAAUUUAUUCGCGUUUAUUACCUGCAUGUACGCCUGCCAUGUUAGAACAGGAGAACAUAGAAACGAGGCCAUUGGGAUAACAUUUAAUAAACGAUAAUAUAUAUGUUAUUUAUAUUUUGAACACUGAAAUACAAAUUAACCAGAAUUUUAUUUAAAAUGUUGAGUUGUUGGGAAAGCAUUAAGAAAAGCUAAUCCGGUCACGUGACUGCCAACUCUCAUGCGCUCUCAUCCUCGUUUGAUCUAGGCUUAAAACUAAAAUAUUAUUUUCAAUUUAUUAGAAUGAAACUUCUUGGAUAUUACUGAAUCUGGCAGCUUUAUACUGGAGGAUUCAGGGCAAUUCUUUUGAAGCUAUUGAGUGUCUGAGAAGGGCGUUGUACUAUUCCUACAGGUAUAUGUAAGCACGAACUUAGAAUAAUAUAGACGCAUGCAGUGGAGUUGCCUAAUGCAAUCUCGAACAGUCGGUGUCAGUGUAAAUAGAGACGAUACAGAAAGAUGUGAAGAAUAUACUGUACAACAACAUGAAAAAUAUUCACAGGGCUUCGACGUCCAUUGUUAACGUUGUUUACUAGAAAGUCGAAAGUAUUUCCGAUUUUUUGUUAAAAGUAAAAAUUGUUUUUUUUCCUUCAAAAUGCUAGCUACAUAAUAGAGUUUUUCCUCUAAACACAAAUUUAAUUUUUUUGUCCUCACCUUUCCUUCCGUUUCCUACCGGCAUAAAUUUAGUGAAAUACAAGCCGGGAUCAACGUUUCUUGUGUUUCCUGAGUAUAGAAACUCGUGUUGAGAUAUUAACGUCAUCAAUAUAUAAUAAUAUACAUUUAAAAAGAUGGAUUAUAGAUCUAGAUAUUCUUGCCAGUAGCAGUCUGUAUUUUUAUACCACUCUAUAUUAAAAUUUAUACCACAAUCGGAUUCAACUAAAAUGCAGGAUGGAUAGUGCAGUAUUAUACACUAAAUACUUCGACAGACUUUGUUUUGCUUCCAGCGAGUGCGGCAAGGUGAAGCCAUAUUUCGACGCGAUAUGUAAAUUAGUAAGAAAGCAGAAUAUAUUAUAUCCGUAAUACAUGGCCAUGUUAUUUUAUAAGUAAUAUUUAUAAUACAUGGAUUAAGUUUUUUCCGUACGUUGAAUGCAGCCCAGAACAGAUUUGACUUCAAAUUUCCGUUUGGAUGUAACUUUCAAGUUCUAUUCAGUUCGAUGUUUUUAACUGUAAAUUUAUCCUUAUACUGUACACAAAACUGCAGCGAUAAAAAGUCGCAUUUUGCGGUGCGUGAACUCUCGGACUUUAGACAGUAAAAAUGUAGCAUGCAGUAAAAAUGGCGUAUAAACCGAGCAUGAGAAAGGCUGAUUCAUCUUUAUCUAAUAAUGCGCUGGAUUUUUCUGUUGCAUGUGGUGGAACAACCUGAUACUCAGGGUUUUCACUUCCGCCACACCGGUUUCGGUGGGUAGCUAACCUGCGAUCAGGCCUAUAAAUAAAUAAAAUAUUAAUAUAAUAUAUUGUAAAAUAGAGCCUGAUACUCAGGUUAGGGGGUGGCGGAAGUGAAAACCCUGAGUAUCAGGUUGGUAUUGGAAUACUACAUCAGAACGUGCCAAUGUAUUUACUGUAAGUGCUACCAUAUUUGCUAGAGAAACUUUAAUUUUAAUUUAUUUUUCAGUAAUGCGAGAGGCAUGACUUUGGUCAGUUUAGCAAAUAUCUUACAUCAUACUGGCUUUUCAAAAGACGCGAGUGUUGUUGUCGAUGCUUCGCUUCAUUUUUUGAACGAUAAAAGAAUAAGUUGGUUUACUCUCGGAAAUAUCUUUGCUGUAAGUAUAAUUAUGGUGUUAAUUUAAACUGCUUAUCACCCAAAUAAUUAUACAAUAUAUAUAAAACCCUGCUCUCUCUAACAGCCAAGAGAAAUAAGAAAAAGUUCGAGUUAGCGGGGCUUCGACUGUCAAAUUGCGAUAAAUAAUUUAACUGUCUUUUAUUACUGUAUAUGGCAAGGCGUUCGAUCUGCAAAAAGUGCAGCAUUUUGAUUUGUUCUUGAGCGGUCGAUAACCUGCAGAGGGACCGCUAAGAUGGAUCGGUCGGGAAGAAAAAAUUAAAUUACUUUUUUCCCAAAACAGCUAUAAAUAUGCAACCUUGGUAAGUUGUGCAAAAUUAGGUCUCGUGGCAAGAGACCGAGUGUCAGUAAAGCAUCUCAGUCAUCUUCCGAACUCUCUCUCGGUGAAGACGUUUCGUGUGAUAGUAGGGGCGACGACAGUAAGUAGACAAGUAUUGAUUUGUGCAAGUGCUACGACACUUCGGUUGAAUCUCUUGCUACUUCACAAGAGCAUGAAGAAUACCAGUGUGUUAUGAUCGCACGAGAGCAGGACGAGCAAAAACUGUCUGAUCGAUUCUAUGGAGAAAACUCCAUAGCCGAUACGUUUUUAGUGUAGUUUCACUUUACACUGUUGUGAUGACUGGCGAAAAUUCACACGAGUCAGUCAUAGAGUAAACAGUCAGUCAGUCAUAGAGUAAACUUUCCGGGGGGUGCAUAUACGCUUUAUGUUUGUAGUGAUUUAUUGUACUUAGUCAGUGUUUUGAAGGUUACAGUAUUUAGGCAAUUUCAAUGGUCUUAUUUUAAUAUUCUUUUGUCCUUUUGCCAAGUUCACAAAAAUUUCGAAGAAUCGUUGUCGUUAUUGUAAAUUUUUGUAAAUUUUAGAACAUUCGCUUCUCAUGUUGUGUAAAGGAUCUUUCCCCCGGAACACCCGAUUUUUUUCCUUAGCAGCGCAAAUGCGCAUGCGCUAUCAAGCCGUAGAUCAACGAUGGCGUGACGAAUGACGAUGCUACGAAGGAGCGACACAGUGUUGUAGUUUCAAAUAUAUAAAUAUUGAGAAUCUACGCACUAUAUAAAUUGAUGUUAUCCAUUAUGGGCAUUCAAUCAAGAUAUUAUACAGAGCUGGGAAGGAGCUAGACAGUGCUUUUUUUCAAAUGUAUAAACAUUUCAGACGUAAAUAUUGAGAAAAUCCUUGAGAUUCUCGGCAUUCAAUUGAGUGCCGAUAUUAUUUUGACGGUAUAUUCAGUACAGACCAGGAAGGAGCGAUACAGUAUUGUUUUCAAAUACAUAUAAAACAUUUCAGACAUGAAUAUUGAGAAAACUUUGAGAUUCUACGCAAUAUAUAAAUUAAUGUUUUGUAUUUUACCGGCAUUCAAUUAAUAUUUUAAGUGCCAAUAUAUAUUGUUUAGACCGUAUAUUCAUUAUACAUCGACUGUAUAAGGUGCUACACUGCUACACCACACAGUAGAUGGCUACACUCAGUACAAAGAGCGAAAAAUUGUAUCGAAGAAAAUAACCAACAAAAUAACUUGAAAGACUAAAGAAAAUCUUUUGCUUCGUCAGAGCUCUUGAUUCAAACGAGAAAGCCGAGGAGGUAUAGCCAACGUCUUAUCGCCAACGUUGGUAUCCAACGGCAACGUGUACAGUCACGGGUCUUGUUCACAUGUCUGGCACAACGGUGCAAACUCGUGUUCAAUGCAAUAUUCAAUGCAACGAGAACUCAACCAGAUCUUACGAGAAUCUAUCUGUAUCAAAGCUUUAUCAAAACUGCUAUAAACACUGCUAGAACUGUGAUAUUGACAUCUAAAGUGACAUUAUUGAAUGCUUGCGAAAAGCUGAAAAUGACUCAUGAAAAACAACUUGAUCUUGGGAAUAUAAAGUCAAAGGUCAAUGACUUGUUUACUGUAUAUUGUGAAACAUGUCACAAUUAGGUUAAAAUGCAGAUGCGGAACGGAGCGGUCUGCGGAUGCGGAACGGAUAUGGGGAUAAAAUGCGUCAUUUUAAUGAGUUUUUUCGCCUCAUUUUUACGUUUCUGUGUUUUUGAUUUAUGAUUGUAUCAGUUCCACGAGGCACGACGAAGGGAGUGACAAAGAAUUGUUUAUCUCGUAAACGCGUUGUUCUAAUCCACAUUUUUGAGUAACGUGCCUGUCCUAGCCUAUGCCUGCUCGACUCUAUACAGUUCUCGCGGUGUCUUUUUCAAUUUGAAACUUUACACUAUCCUUGGAUCCCUAGUUUGUAUAUUUUUGUGCUUUGCUUAUAUUUAUGUUUUCACGUGCGAUAAAACACGUACAGUGUUAGUAAGGUUUUAUAAGGUAGGGAAAGUGCCAAAUAUUUUCGUCACCCCUGCUAACGAAACGACUGUUUACAUAACCCCGCUUUGCCGGGACGAGAGGAGAGGCGGGAUAUUGAGCUAUUCAAAUCCUGGGUUGCCGAGUUUUCCGGGCAAACUCUUUACAUGGUAAAAUAUUCGUCUCGCCUCUUUCUGCGGAAACUCGCCAACGCGAGUUACCCGCUUGUAUCAUGUAAGCAGGGAUGAAGAAAAUAUUUAGCACUUUUUCGAUUACUUACUAAAACUGUAUAUUAACAUGUUUUUAAUAUCGCACGUGAAAACAUAAAUAAGAACAACACAUAAGUACUGUUUACCAGAGUUUGCUCCAUAGAAUCGAUGAGACAGGUUUUUUUUCUCCUGCUCUCGUGCUCUCAUAACCCACUGGUAUUCUUCAUGCGCUUCUGGAGUAGCAAGAAAUUCAACCCAAGUGUCAUAGACCAGUUGCACAAAUCAAUACUUGCCCACUUAAGCCCCGUUUACACUACGCUCAAUUUUGGGUACGGCACGGAUAAAAUUGGUACCCGUACCACUUUUUUGGUUCUUGGACUACCUAUUUAGAUUGUCUGAGAACCAAAAAAGUGGUACGGUACCAAAAAUCGAGCGUAGUAUAAACAGGGCUUUAUUUUCGUCGCCCCUGCGAUCACACGUCUUCGCUGAGACAGCUAGGAAGAUGACUUCCCAUUCCAAACUGGAGCUUGGUCUCUCCUCAGAAAAGGUAAUUUUGCACAAAGUACAGCCAAGUACAUAUAGCCAUUAGUAAUAUUAUUUUUUCCUUGAAAACAUCGUGUUGAGUAAAUGAUGUCAUAUCCGGGUAAAAAUCUCUACCUUGCUAAUUAAUAACUCAGGGUACCGGUAUGACACGAUAUGCCAUCGCAGCGGCACUUAUAGUUUGACUAAGCUCGUUCGGUCCGUGUGAUAUUAGUCUCGUUCUUUGUUCGUCCGUAUAUACACGUACCUCGCUCUAGGGGUGGAAAAAAAAGGCAAGCACGCGAGUACUGCUAGCAGGAAAUGUUAAACAGCUGCAGGGAAUUUGUUUGAAUACGGAUCUGCUAUUGAAAAUGUGAAAGAAACCUUAACACCCAUAUCCCACUAUGGGUGCAACAACAUAUGGUUGACAGACAUUAUUCCUUGAAUUCAAAACCAUGGUCAGCUCGAACACUAUAUGUUUAUGCAUAUGCAGAUUGAGCAUAAAAAUACUCCGUUGGUCUGCAGAAAAUGUUUGUCUCCAGGUUGUGCUCCCACGAAGAUAAUAGUUUACCCCUGCUCUGCCUCGCUCACGGCUUGGUCCUUAUACAAACAAAAAAAAGAACUCGACUGACAUCUUCCUGUCAGGACCUCUUGCUCAGUCAAUAACAUAUAUUUACUGUGACUAAUAUUCUCUCCAUCUAGAGCCUUGGUAGAUAUUCCUCAUCAGAGAUAUGUUUUAGAGAAGCUUUAGAAAUACAACCAAAUUUCAACACUGCAAAACACAGAUUACAUGCUGUAUUGUGUGAACGAAAAUUACAGAAGGCUUUGGAACAACAACAUGAGUGA